Wyeomyia smithii (pitcher-plant mosquito) is the source of this 1887-nucleotide messenger RNA. RefSeq lists its product as uncharacterized. Lineage: Eukaryota; Metazoa; Arthropoda; Insecta; Diptera; Culicidae. The transcript is spliced from 3 exons. The coding region runs from base 1 to 1887 and encodes 628 amino acids. The record is from RefSeq and is a predicted model, not a curated record.
AUGCUUACCGUUAUUCUUGUCAUCGUCGAUGCAUACGGGCAACAUCACUUUGCUAGGGCACUGUUGGAUUCUGCAUCCCAGCCCAAUCUGCUCACUGAGCGCAUGGCGCAACUUCUCAAGCUUAAACGUAAAAGGGUAAAGGUGCAACUUCAAGGUCCUGGCGGAAUAGGCAUUCGCGCCAAGGACACGGUCACAACACAAAUUCGUUCGCGCAAGGAAUCUUUUGCUCUUGAUGUUGAGUUUCUCAUUCUACCACAGGUUACUGCUGACUUACCUGAGAGGAACAUAUCCAUUGCUGACUGGAAUAUUCCCAAGGAUCUUUUCUUGGCUGAUCCUACAUUUUACGAACGAGGUCCAAUCGACAUGAUUAUUGGUUUACCACACUUCUUUGACUGUUUUAGAUCACCAGCACGAAUUCGCAUUGCAAGGGACCCUCCCGAGAUGGUGGACAGUGUCUUUGGAUGGAUUGUGGCUGGAUCUGGUGUUUUGAUUUCUGCUUCCCCGGAAACCGUGCAGUGCAACGUGACUGCUAUUUGUCUUACCACACUCGAAGAAAGUUUGGAACGGUUCUGGAAAGUGGAGGAAUUACCUUCGCGCGAUGAUUACUCGGCGGAGGAACGCGAAUGUGAAAAUUUAUACACGUCGACCGUGACAAGAGAUCACAGCGGGCGCUACAUAGUUCGUCUACCACGGCAUCCUGAAUUCGAUAGCAUGUUGGGCGAAUCCAAAGCUGCUGCACUGCGAAGAUUUAAGCUGUUGGAGCAGAGAUUAGAACGCGAAGCGGAAAUGAAGGAGGAGUACCAUCGAUUCAUGCGUGAGUACAUUUCACUUGGUCAUAUGCGAUUGCUCGGUAUGAACCAGCACCCCUCCGGCAAUUUUUAUCUUCCUCACCACCCCGUCGUAAAGGAAUCCAGCACCACGACAAAGGUGCGUGUAGUCUUCGAUGGUUCAGCAAAAUCUACUACUGGAGUAUCGUUGAACGAGGCACUUCUCACUGGACCGGUUGUGCAGGAAGACUUACUGUCAAUUGUCCUCCGAUUUCGGAAAUUUCCUGUGGCACUAGUGGCUGACAUCGAGAAAAUGUACCGGCAAGUUCUAAUUCACCCUGAAGAUACACCUUACCAACGCAUCCUGUGGCGAUUUAACGAGUCUGACCCAAUACAAACCUACGAGUUACUAACCGUCACUUACGGUUUAGCGCCAUCUUCUUUCCUGGCUACGAGAACACUCCAGCAGCUGGCCGACGACGAAGGGAUUGCGUACCCGCUGGCUGAUCCUAUAUUACGCAAGAAUUUUUAUGUAGAUGAUUGCCUCGGAGGCGCGCAAUCAGUUGAUGAAGCCUUGCAGCUGCGACACGAAUUGACCGAACUGUUGAGCAAAGGCGGACUUACCUUACGAAAGUGGACAUCGAACAAACUAGAGGUACUGCAGGGACUGUCAUCAGAACAAAUUGGAACGCAAUCAUCAUUUGUAUUUACACCGCAUGAAUCUGUAAAGGCUCUGGGAAUCGGCUGGGGGCCUGAGACAGAUGAGCUACGAUUCGAAUCGAAAAUUCUUUUCGAUCCGCUAGUAUUAAUUGCCCCUGUGGUCAUUCGGGGUAAAAUGUUUAUGCAGGAGUUGUGGUUGGCCCACUGCGAUUGGGAUCAACCUGUGCCGAACGCUAUACAAGAAAAAUGGAAAACCUAUCAUCAUGACCUAGCCGGCAUAGCAGAAUACCGCAUCGACCGUUAUGCAUUUCUACCCAAUGCGAAAGUUCAGCUACACACCUUUUCGGAUGCAUCUGAAAGUGCCUACGGAGCUUGUGUUUACGCGCGAUCUACAGACACGCAUGACAACGCUCGAGCUGUGUGCAGCAGAAAUUGCAUCGCAGCUGUAUGCACACGUUAA